This is a messenger RNA of Blepharisma stoltei, 624 nucleotides long. Lineage: Eukaryota; Ciliophora; Heterotrichea; Heterotrichida; Blepharismidae. The record is from the annotation of a GenBank genome assembly.
AUGAGUCUAAACAAACUGACUCAAAGCUUAAUAAAGCUCCAAAACCAAGAAAUGAUAAAACUUCUGACUGAAAAGUCCAUUGAAAUCAGAAAACUCCAAGAUGAUAAAACUAAACUCCAGCAAAGAAUCAGUGAAUUAACUAAUCAUGUAAAAAGCUUAAAAGCCCUUGUAAAAGAAAAAGACAAGCAAAUAGAGGAUCUAGAAAAAUUUAUGUCAAACAAAGAUAAUAUUACCACCUCUUUAAAGCCAAAAAUCAGAGGUUCAUCUUCUCAGCCGAAUUUAAACUUAACUGAUAGGCUUACAUCUGCAAAAAGCUCAAGAGAAACCCCUAAAAGUCGUAGAACUCCCAGGAUCACAAUUGAUGAAUCAUUAUCAUCUUUAUUAGAUGAAUUUAUGCAAAACCGACCAAUUACAACCUUAAGCAGAACAACCUCACAGGUCCAGGUUUUAAAAAAUGCUUUGGCAAGCCCUUAUUUCAUGCCUACAAGCCAUUUGAAGAAAAAAAGGCAAGCAAGCUUAAGCAAGCCUAAAGAAGUUGUAAAUUUAACAGAAGAAAUGGAAAAUGUUUUAAAAAGACUUGAAUUAGUGCUUGAAGGCUGGAAAGCAGCCGCAUAUGCAACGUAA